This is a messenger RNA of Mesocestoides corti, 816 nucleotides long. The record is from the annotation of a GenBank genome assembly. Lineage: Eukaryota; Metazoa; Platyhelminthes; Cestoda; Cyclophyllidea; Mesocestoididae.
AUGAACCUUUGCAUGAACUCAAAACGCACUCAGCUGCGCAUGUGCAUUUUUCAGUCUACAACAACAAUCGCGGUUCGCAGAACUCUGCCCUCUCCACACUCAGUUGAUCACUUCCGUGAUACGGAGAACCAGCGACGGUUGAUUGAUGUGCGAAACUGUGGAUUACCCCAUGGAAGCCUACAUCAAUCUAUGAUUUACGAAUUAGCUCGAUCUGCCAAACCACAAACACAUCAGUUCUCAGAUGAUGGAACCAAAGUAACAAUGUCCGGUAACCCUCCACCAGCAGGCUUCAAUCCCCAGGGUAGACAAUUUCCUAAUCCCAUUGGAUACUACAGUGGUGGCCAAUCCGUGAAUCUGAUGGGCUCGGCGCCUUCACAAAUGGGUGCAAGCUACGGACCAAACUCGGCCUACUACUGCGGACACCCAACGGUCGUGCCCGCACCGAACUUCGAUCCAGGCCAAGAUGCCGACGAGCUGCGCAAGGCGAUGCGCGGACUCGGUACGGACGAGGAUCGCAUCAUCGCUGUGUUGUCAAAGCGAACAUCAGCUCAGCGAAAUGAAAUUGUCAACAAGUAUCGAGCCUCUUUUGGAAAGGACCUGAAGAAGGAUUUGAAGAGCGAGCUGAGUGGCAAAUUCGAGGAUGUUGUCUUGGCGAGCAUCAUGGACUUGCCGACGAUGCUGGCCACGUCGCUGUACAACGCGAUGAAGGGUGCCGGCACGAAGGAGUGGGUGCUGAUUCAGGUGUUGGUGCCCUACUCGAACGCCAUCGUGAAGGCCACUGUUGAAGCCUACCACAAAAGUAACUAUGCACUGUGA